UUGAGACAAACAAGCGGAAAAUGAGGGGCGUUAGGCGACAAAUUAAUGCUACUAUAAACAACAAACGGUUACAACUUAUUAAAUUGGUUAAGAGUAGAGAAGAAAUAUGGAACCGUAACGUAAACGAUUUUUUUAUUUACGCAAAUAAAAUAAAAAUUUGGCAAAGUAUAGCAAAUGAAUUAGGCGAAACGGUUGCAGAAGUUCAGCGUGCGUAUGACACCCUGCGGGAUCAAUAUCGUCGCGAACUAAAAAAGUUAAUUAAUGGUAAGCAAAUUACAUGGAAAUUUUUUUAUGAAUUGGAUUUCUUGAGGAAGAUGGUACGGGUUCAUCAAGACAAUCCUCCUUCAGAAAACAAUCCACCCAAUAAAACAUCAGAAUUAUCCCAAGGGCUUUCAUGUUUAUUGUCUGCAGUUAAUGCAGUAGAGAAUAAUACUUUUAAAUUAUCUGAUGCAUUGGAAUUGCAAAAAGAAUCAGGAUUAGUUGAUGUAGUUUCUAAAGAAACCGAUACACUUCUCCCAGAAUUAUCACCAACACCACCAAUGGAAGAAGAAUCAGCAAGUAAAUCUAAUAAUAUUGGUAUUGAUAAAACAAUCUUGGAAGACGUUAAACGUAAUGAUUAUGAAAAUUCUGCUGAUAUUGUUAUGAAAUUAAGUACUAUCAAUGUUGCGCCUACUGCUAAUUGCAAAUCACCGGACUUACCUGAAAACAAAGAAAACGAUUCGAGUUCUAGUGCUAUUGAUAACAACAAUCCAACGUCUUCAGCUUGUGUUCUAAUGGAACAUCAACAAAAUAAGUGGAAGAUGCUAAAUAAUCAUUACUUAAUUAAAAAACUGAAAGUAAAAAGUGACUAUAACAAUUCCAAUUGUGUACGUAAUAAAAUUAAUAUUGUGCACUCCGGUGGCGUAGUAAAGAAAUUGAUUAAUAAUUGUGCCCUCAAAACAUCGCAGCCUUGCAGACCUUCAUUAUUGAAGCCGUCACUAACACCAAUACGAGGAGGUACAGAUCAGAAAAAUGCUUCCAGAAACAAUACAACAUUAACAGAUAAAUUCAAAGUAGAAUGUAUUGAUGGAGAUUUAAACUUCAUGAUGAGUAUUGUACCUUUAUUGAAGGCUCUGCCUUUUUAUGUUAAGUUGGAAUUGCAGACAAAAAUAAUAUCAAAAAUCAUUACUUUGUUACGAGAAGACGAGGUUCAAUCAGAAGCGUAUGCUGCUUCUGAAAUGGUUGUCUCCAAUUCUGAACAUAAUUUUGUAGAAAGUUUAAUGCCUGUUAUGAAAAUAAUGAAAUUAUCCUCAAAAAUUUUUUUACGAUCCUAUAUAUACCAAACUAUGCACCAAGUAUCUUCUAGUUAUCAAUCAUAAUUUAAUGUACUAUAACAUAAUUAAAGCAAUGAGACAUAAAUCUCAUUUUCA
Molecule: messenger RNA, 1409 nt
Organism: Teleopsis dalmanni
Lineage: Eukaryota; Metazoa; Arthropoda; Insecta; Diptera; Diopsidae
Exons: 2
Coding region: 21-1358 (445 amino acids)
Biological process (GO): regulation of transcription by RNA polymerase II
Cellular component (GO): transcription regulator complex; nucleus
Molecular function (GO): DNA binding
Source: RefSeq, a predicted model, not a curated record